This is a messenger RNA of Orbicella faveolata, 5025 nucleotides long. RefSeq lists its product as uncharacterized. Gene Ontology annotation, biological process: signal transduction. Gene Ontology annotation, molecular function: RNA binding; protein binding. Lineage: Eukaryota; Metazoa; Cnidaria; Anthozoa; Scleractinia; Merulinidae. The record is from RefSeq and is a predicted model, not a curated record.
UGGUGUAGUGACAGAUUUCCGCGGCAAGCAGCCCCUCAAUUUUUCAAGAAUUUUGCCAGAUUUCACAUCCUUCCAGGAGAAGCCCGCUCUGUGGUCCUUCUUUGCCACUCCUUCUCCAUCGAGUUUCUUAUCCUAACAGGUAAAGAAACUUUUGACGCUUCUGAUGUGAUCUCGGCUCGUGAUGUUCGUAACCAGCUUCCUUCGAUGAUUGAUUGCAUGCGGAACAAGUUUUUUUGGAUUACGAACGUAGCAUGUGAGCUGAGUUUUUUAUGUCCAGUUUGUUGUCAAGGACGUGCAGUGAACUACUGCCAAAAUCACGAUGCAGAAAGCUGCAGACAAGAGGAAUGUCUUCACUUCUUUCCAGAUUCUAAACUAGGCAAUAAUAUACAAGUCUUCUGCGACAGAUCCGCUACUGCACAAGAUAUCCGAGUGUCGGUUGGACACUUUGCGCCUUGGUUUCCAUCUGAGGAUGUUAAGCAGCCAAUGUCCGAUGAACAUGAUGGGGGACUCCCUUUCGUGGAAGAUGAGCUGCCGGAAAUGUUACCUGCCUUACCUUGCAACAUACAGAGAUCCCUUCAGCGGGUUAACCAACCGGAAGUUGAAGUAGCCAAUGAAAGUGCCGGAAGGCUCCUUCCUUUUUCACAUGGUCAUAGUGACACUUCCCUUGUCUUGCCUGUCGACGUUCUUGGAAUCCUUCGAUCAAAGACCAACAAUCCGAAAGAAGUAGUAGAUAAAUUAAUAGAGAAUCUGCAGCUGGAGCACACGUCACUGGAACAGCCAGAGCCUGAGACCAGGAAAUGGAUCCGGUGCCUGGCAAGAAAUGCAAAGUAUUCAAACAGGCGGGAUGUGGUUGAACACUUGAGACAGAUUACACCUCCAGGAACCAUGGGUAGGUGUGACACUGGCAUUGCAAAUGAUGAUGAUGACGAUCAGCCAAUGUCCGAUGAACAUGAUGGGAGACUCCCUUUCGUGGAAGAUGAGCUGCCGGAAAUGUUACCUGCCUUACCUUGCAACAUACAGAGAUCCCUUCAGCGGGUUAACCAACCGGAAGUUGAAGUAGCCAAUGAAAGUGCCGGAAGGCUCCUUCCUUUUUCACAUGGUCAUAGUGACACUUCCCUUGUCUUGCCUGUCGACGUUCUUGGAAUCCUUCGAUCAAAGACCAACAAUCCGAAAGAAGUAGUAGAUAAAUUAAUAGAGAAUCUGCAGCUGGAGCACACGUCACUGGAACAGCCAGAGCCUGAGACCAGGAAAUGGAUCCGGUGCCUGGCAAGAAAUGCAAAGUAUUCAAACAGGCGGGAUGUGGUUGAACACUUGAGACAGAUUACACCUCCAGGAACCAUGGGUAGGUGUGACACUGGCAUUGCAAAUGAUGAUGAUGACGAUUGACAAUUGAUGGCGGUUGACAAUUCUUUUUGGUGUUCUUCUCCGAUAGCUUUUGUUUUCUAAAUAUUUAUGUGCCAUGCUCAUGUCCUUUCUUAUGGCCUUGGGUUUGAGGUUGGAGUGGAUCUUAUUCUUAAGAUUGUGCUUUCAAACUUUUGUCAAAAGUGGAGUCAUUCUUUGGUGUUGUUUUGUUUUUGUUUCCUGUCUUCUAGCGGAAGAAAAUGUCCUCGACUUGAGUGAAUUAAUGCGAUGUGAACCGUUUGUCAAAAAUAAAACAUGAAAGGAAGACAGUCGAUUUCCAAGAUUUUGUUUUAAAAUAUGGUCCUGGGACAAAUAGAUUUUUGGCAAGUUCCAAGGAAUGACAGAGCAAUUGCGUCAAGACUGAUAUUUAAUGUUGCAAAAUAAUAAGCUUGAUUUAAGUUACCAUGAUUAAAGGUUUUGUAACUAAAUAGCGCACAUGGAAAGCUAGAGAAUAAUUAAAACCCAUAUUGCAUCAUCGAAAAUGUUUUCGCGCGGCUUAUUAAUCAUUAUCAUAUGACCCGUACGGCCCCUCGCGCAAUGUCCUUGCAAAACCAGAAGAAAAAAGGUCCCGUAUGAGGGCCGUACGCGUCGAAGUGAUAGGGCCGGAAAAACGCGUACGGCCUUACUAGAAAGGCGUGCGGCAAAAUCGAUGCGAGUUAAUGACAAAAACAAUUUUGCUGCUGCAAAAUUUUGUUUUCUUCAAAAUGAGUGAUGAAAGUGAACAUUCUGAAAGCGAAUUUUACUAUCCAGGCGAACUGUCCGAUACAGAACUGCUUCAUUCGCCAACCCACUCCGAAAGCACAGAAACAAAGUCAACACUCCUCAAAAAUGAAGAGGUUUCUAAGAAGCCAACAACAAGCAAACAGGCAGUUAGGAAGACAACUUUUCCGAAUGAAAUGUCCGAUAAUUAAUCUUUGGAAUAAGCAAACAGUCUUGAGGCGAAACUUCUUUCAGUGGAAAGCAUCAACUUGAAGAAUUCAUCGUGGGUCAAAAGCAAGAAAACAACGCGAAGAAAACAAAGUACGAUAUAAACGUUUUAUUCGAGUUUCCAGAGAUUCUGGGAGAAGUUGGUUAAACCACAGGUAGCCCAAGUUCGAUAUAUGAGAAGUUCAAUUUUUUGUUGACCUCUUUCAAAAUUUUGAAAGAGAGAGCAAACGGUGGAACUAUAACUCGAUGGAAACGCAACAAAUCCGCUAGAAAACCAAACAGAACGCGAAAGAACCACCGCUGAAGUUCAGGGAAGCAAUUUUUAUUAAAAUUCAACAAUAAUUUUUCGCAAUUUUCGGCUCUUUUACUCUCCCCAAACAAACCCCUGUAAAUAUGCAAAUCACGCAAAUUACGUGACAGUACAGACGUUAACAAAAAAAUUGAGCUUCUCAUAUAUCGAGCUUGGGCUACCUGUGGUUAAACCAGAGAAAUCACAAACGUCCCUUGUGUACAGUAGGAUAAAUUGCGCUGCACUUUCUACAUCAGUGUUGUUUGAAGAGACAAAACUGAGUAGGAACACAAGUUCAUUACCGUACAGUUCAUCAAGAUAAUAAAACUCGCUUGCUCCUAUUUAAUAGUGUAAUUUCCACUACACAGCAAAGGCAGCAAAGUCAGUAAACCCAGGCACUGUUUGCGAGAGCCAACAUCGUUGUCAUUAAUGUUCAGUUGUAGGUUCUCCAUUGUUCAAGAGAAUCCAAGAGGUCGACAAAUAGCUUAAAACGACGCCGAAAUUUUCUUGAGUCUUCAGACGAAGAAGAUUUGUGAACAAUUUCAGUAAAGCGUGAAGCGAACUUUUUUUACUCGCCAAGUUUUUGAUGGUAUUGACAUAUUUUUGACAGCGUUAUGUCAACUUUUUGUUGGCUUUUUAGACAGGUUAGCCAAUCCCGUUAGCCUGAAUUGUAAUUGUGGACUUAUAUUGAAAAACAAAAAUGAGAAAACAUCGUGUUUUUCGAUGAAUUGUGAAUUUCUUGUUCGACGCGAAGAAACGAAUGACAAGUUUUUAUUGUAGAAUCUUUUUGUAGUUAUUCCGCGCGCGGCCGUCUGAUGUUAGGUAAUCGCGUCGUAGUUAGGUUCAAACAGAAUUUUUAAAAUUUUCAACACUAAGUGGUCAUAUGAUAAAAUGCUUAUUGACCUGAGUAUAGUCGCGCCGAAAUCAGGACGGCGUUCAGUCCGUACGUCCUGACCUCGAGCCAAAUAUUUUCCCGUCCGGCCCUCCCACUCAGUCAAUAAGUACAUAGUAUUAUAUGGACAGAAGUGUUUUAGCUGAAAACUAAACCUCUCGUAGAAUCCAUAAAUCACUACAUUCGGGAACCGAGUGGCGUAUUUUCCGUACGUCACUCUUGCGAGUGGCGUAUCGGCAAAUGGCGUCACGAUUGCCGUCUUGAAUGAACUUGGUUUGUUGUUCGGAAUAACGGCGGCCGCUGGUAAAUUUGUUUUGUUGAGCGACAGCGAGGUAGUAUUGUGUUUUCCGAACAAAUGAGAACGAGAAAACCGAGAACAACGAAAAACGAUGUAAUAGGUUUUCAGGAAAUUUCUCGAAACGUGACAAAAAAAAAAUCAGAGAUUGAGGACAUUACGCCGGCGAAACGGCCAGUGAUUUGGAAGGACUUCGUACUUUGUGUGCGAAACUGAAAAAAGGAUAAGAAUACAAGCUCUCAUUCACCACAACCUUUAUCCAAAGCAUCGACCGUUAUCUGCAAGAAAGUAACUAUGGAUUCUAUGCAAUUUUGAUUACCUAAAACUAGGUCCGAUUUUGUUUUGCUUGAUUGUACCGACUAUCAUGAUGUUGUAGUGUGCUGAUUGCAGAAACCGAGUAUUUGCAAACAUGCAUGUAGUUCCAUCAGGCUGUCCAUAAAAUAACAAGACGAUCUAAGAUCGUAAGUCGGGCUGUAGCUAGACGUGCUUCUAGCUACGAGUGUUGAUAAUUUGCGGUGCGCAGCGAUUCUAAAAAUAGCAUGUACAGAUACAUGUCUCAAAGAAAUAUCAUUAAACCGUAAUCAUCUCGAAAACAUUGCUUAUUUUAACUGACCGAUCUGAGUUUAUAAUAAUACUGUCGCCGAGUGAGUGUUUAUAAUAGCCUGGAAACACUGUAAUAAGCUCGCAAUGGAUGGCACUUCUAAUAGUACACAUGCACCUGGGGGUUGGCUUCUACCAUAUUCGUCUCUUGCAUAUCUUAUAACUUCCAUUAUCAGUAUGAUAGAUACUGACACCAGUACAUUCUAUUGUCAGAGUAAAUGAAGAAUAGUUUUGCGACAAGAGUGAUUUAAAGGCCCUGUCUUUAGACAUAAUGUACUGAUAUCCCUCAAUUAUCGAAUCACAAUGAUGUAGAUUACCAGUGCAGCUUUCACUGUAAUUAAUUAAGCUGGUAAAUUAUUUUUCUCAGACAUAGCGAUCUCCAAUCAUUGACGAUAAUUCUGUUUGUAUUGAAUACGCCUGCCCUGAACAUUGCGACAGUGCUGAAUACAAUAAUUGAUUACCAUAUCCAUAUUUUGUACCAGGUCAUUACAGCUAUGUAUUCCCUUUAUCUCAUUAUAAAUCAAAGCGCUCAAACUCAUAGCAACACAUUGUUUUCCAGCAUCUUCACCAAAGUACAUAAUAUCACCUUGAACAUGUGGUGCCUAAUAAACAAUUAAAUUA